Molecule: messenger RNA, 458 nt
Organism: Owenia fusiformis
Lineage: Eukaryota; Metazoa; Annelida; Polychaeta; Sabellida; Oweniidae
Source: the annotation of a GenBank genome assembly
CAAAUAUUUAGAAGACAAAAUUGCAAAGCUGCAGCGGGAGAGCAAGCGACAAAAAGUUCCAUUCAGCACCUUACAUAUACGAAUGUAAGCCUGCGCAUAGAGAGGAACGAAUCCUACCAGGCCAUGGGGCGCUUCCUAGACGCAAGUUCCACCUACAAUAGGACGAGCUGGAUGGCGGCGUCGCAGUUCAAGGUGAAAGCGGCGGACUACAACAAGGAGUCCAUCCUGGGAGAGGGGAGCUUUGGGACGGUGUACAAGUCAUCUGCAUCACUGGAUCCAGCUGCAUGUGUUUACGCUCUCAAGGAAUUCAAGAGAGGACUCGCCACAGCUCAUCAAGAACUACGUUCUUUGAUCACCCUGGGGCAAAAUCGCAGAAUCCAGCAGCUCAAUGGGUUUGACCUUACAAGGAUAGGCCUGUGAUCAUAACACAUCUCAUAACAUCAGCCAUCUUCCCAUCA